UAGGAAUUAUCCUGUUAUUUUCUGUUGUCUGUAAUUUCUUGGUAAUUUUCGUGGUAUGGAGGAACAAAAAAAUGAGAAAUGUUACAAAUAUCCUUAUAUGUAAUUUAUCAGUCAGUGAUAUAAUUCUUGCAGGGAUUAUCCUUCCUCAGAAUCUCCAUGAUAUAUCACACGAAGAUGAUUUCCAUGAGGGUCCCCUCCUAUGCAAAGUUGCUUUUGCCUUUCCCAUUUUGUGUAUUACAUCAGCGUCAUAUACUUUAGCAACAAUGGCGUUUGAGAGACGAAAUUGUAUAGUGGAUAGUCUAAAGACCCAAAUAACGAACAGACAUUGCAAAUUUAUUAUCCCUUGUGUUUGGGUUAUAGCUUUCCUUGCCGCUACUCCUACCAUUAUAGAAUUCCAGGUUGUAGAUCAACAGACAAUAGAGGGCAACCAAACAGAAACACAUAAAGCUUGCAAUAGCGAUAUGGUACCCCGUGCCUUUGUGAUUGGAAACGGAAUAAUGCUACUGUUUGUAACAUAUAUCGUACCACUGGUUAUCAUUUUAUACAACUAUUCAAGGAUAAUAUAUUUUGUUGUUCAACAAACCAGAUCAUCUGCAGACCAAACGACAACAGCAGCCGCUGCCAAUUCAACUAUUUUGAAAAAGAAAAUGAAGAUAAUUAAAAUGUUAAUAAUUGUAGCAGUAUUGUUUGCCAUGAGCUGGUUACCUUAUUUCAUCACACUUAUAAUUGCAAAAAGCACAGGGAGUGAUGGAAGUGAAAGCGCCAGUUCAGUUACAUUUUUGGUAAAGAUAGCCUUAGCCGCAUUCAGCACCGCGUACAAUGUUGUUCUAUACGUUACAUUUAAUCCUAUGUUUCGACAGGCCUUUUUACGUAUAUUUAUGUGUAACAGAAAGAAACAAAAUAAAAUUGCAGCGGUGUCAGAUCUGGAUACACAAAACCGUCCUAAUGAAAGAUCAUGUGGUGUUCUCGCUACAGCAAAUACAUCGGUGGACAAUACGUCUUGUCAGCCUUAA
This is a messenger RNA of Mytilus trossulus (common blue mussel), 1013 nucleotides long. Its product is annotated as neuropeptide FF receptor 2-like. Lineage: Eukaryota; Metazoa; Mollusca; Bivalvia; Mytilida; Mytilidae. Gene Ontology annotation, biological process: neuropeptide signaling pathway. Gene Ontology annotation, cellular component: plasma membrane. The transcript is spliced from 3 exons. Gene Ontology annotation, molecular function: neuropeptide receptor activity. Bases 72 to 1013 code for a protein of 313 amino acids. The record is from RefSeq and is a predicted model, not a curated record.